AUGUUCCAAGAUGAGAAAAUCCCUGCAGAAGACUUAUUCAGAUACACCAGACCGAUGGUUCUGUCUAAGCGCUAUGUCAAGUUCAAUCUUCAGCAGCUUAUCGAUGUUGCUGUGAAAGCUAGUGAGGGGGGUAGAUAUUGCACCCGGGUUCUUAAAUGCUCAGAGGGCCUACACAAUACGGCAUUUAUUUUAACAAUGGAUAAUGGAGCUGAAGUAUUUGCGAAGCUCCCGAACCCAAAUGCUGGCCCCCCUGGGUACACCACCGCCUCUGAGGUCGCUACGCACGUGUUGCUACGUGAUGUUCUCAAGAUUCCCGUUCCACGGGUUCUUGCAUGGUCCUUUGAUGCACCAAAUAGCCCUGUUGAGGCGGAAUAUAUCGUUACAGAGAAGGCACCAGGGAUCAGACUUGGCUCUUUCUGGAGCCAAUGGCCACAGGAAGCGAAGCUGAAGCUCAUCAGACAAAUUGUCGACAUAGAAAAUAGGUUGACCACUAUAUCCUUUCCUCAGCACGGUUGUAUUUAUUUCAAGGACGACCUUCGUGCAUUGACCGGGGACGCAGAGGACAUUAAUAUCGAGUCUGCCGCUGCUGAAUCCCUCAGUCGCUUUGCCAUCGGGCCAUUAACUUCCACUGAACUGUGGGAGGGGGCUAGGCGGGAUAUGAGAUUGGACCGUGGUACCUGGCAUGACCCGCAAGAGUAUACACAAGCAUUAGGGCGAAAUGAAAUUGCAUGGAUCAAAUCCCACGCCUGUCCUCGAAUGAAUUACUACAGGUCGGACCAGGAGCAUGAGCUUCCUGAUGAUGGUGUUGCUCUUCUUACCAAGUAUAUGGACGUGGCACCAUAUCUGAUUCCUUCGCCCAUCAACGAAACAGCAAUGUCCAAAGUGAUCUGGCACCCUGAUCUUCACCUGGACAAUGUCUUUAUAGAUCCGGAUACAUAUGAAAUCACCUCCAUUGUGGACUGGCAAUCUGCAUGUAUUGCUCCUCUAUUCUAUCAAUCAGGCGUUCCAAGGAUGUUCCGACAUCCUGGGCCUGUUCGAGAGGGCUGGGUUGUACCAGAACGUCCUGGAAACUUCGACACCCUUAGUGAAGACGAGAGAAGGAUGAUAGACAAGAAUUUGGAAAGUGAGACCAUACAUAAAUAUUACGAGGCUCAGGUUUACAAACGAGCACCUUCUCACUGGGAUGUACUUCACGAUUCAUCAAUUCCAAUCCUCAGGAAACCUGUCUGGCUGGUAAGUGGCAUGUGGCAAAAUCGAGAUCUCUUCUUCUUGCGUCAGUCACUUCUAUCCCUCGCUACCCAUUGGCAUGAGAUUUUUGCAAACGAUCAGUUACCCUGUCCGAUCGAGUUCACCGAGGAGGAACUUGAGCUUUACUCCAAGGAGGAGGAAAAUAUUGAUGGGGUUGGACGCAUGCUUGUAUUGUUUCGAGACCAGGGGGUCCUACCAGUUGAUGGAAUGGUGGACCCGGAAGACUACGAAAAUGCUAUUGAAAAUAGCCACAGAUUCAAGGACAUCUUUGUUGGACUGGCCAAAGAUGAAGCCGAGAGGAAGUUAUAUGAAAAACUCUGGCCAUAUCAAAUGUGAGAAGUCACCUUUUGGAGAGGAUAGCCCCAGUUCCCCCACGGCUGUUUAUACUCUGUAGUUCUCUGCGCUUCAUCUUCAAUAUUUAAUUUGUCUCAGCUUCAUGGACAAGGCUUUCUGCUGGUCGGCUUUGUUGUGGAACAUCCUCCUAGUUUGUCUCAGUAUCACUCUCACUCAUCCCAACUGCUUCACACGUGAACCCUCCUUCGUCAUCAACUUCUUCAUCCUCCGUCUCAUCCUCCGUCUCCUCCAGG
Messenger RNA from Aspergillus pseudonomiae, 1835 nucleotides. Its product is annotated as phosphotransferase enzyme family protein. Bases 1 to 1584 code for a protein of 527 amino acids. Lineage: Eukaryota; Fungi; Ascomycota; Eurotiomycetes; Eurotiales; Aspergillaceae. The transcript has 5 exons. The record is from RefSeq and is a predicted model, not a curated record. Gene Ontology annotation, cellular component: mitochondrion.